Thyridium curvatum is the source of this 2646-nucleotide messenger RNA. RefSeq lists its product as uncharacterized. Gene Ontology annotation, biological process: carbohydrate metabolic process. Lineage: Eukaryota; Fungi; Ascomycota; Sordariomycetes; Thyridiales; Thyridiaceae. The record is from RefSeq and is a predicted model, not a curated record. The transcript has a single exon. Bases 1 to 2646 code for a protein of 881 amino acids. Gene Ontology annotation, molecular function: hydrolase activity, hydrolyzing O-glycosyl compounds.
AUGGCCUUGCAUCAACGGCACGAUAGCUGGUGCCUCUUCCAGCUAAGUAUGCUCGGACUGCUUUUCCUACUUAGCAGUUCACUUGCCAGCGCAGUCGCCAUUGCAAACGCGCGGCAAGAUGACCCUGCAGCCAGUGCCCGCGAGCGGUCGAGCCUGAACGCAGGUUGGCGCUUCCGUCGAACAGUUGAGAACCCAGACGGUCUCUCUUAUGCCAAGAUGAAGCCCUGGAUCAUGCCAUCCGCCAAUGGCUUCAUCAAGGACGCCGCCAGGCAACAGAAACGGCCUACAGGCCAGCCGGCCAACGUGACCUUCGCACAGUCGUCCUUUGAUGACAGCGCAUGGGACGCGGUUGACCUGCCGCACGACUGGGCUAUCAAAGGCCCCUUCUACACGGGGAACAAUCCGACUGUCGGGCCAGGCAUGGGUCGCCUGCCCAGCCAGGGUGUAGGUUGGUACCGGAGGAAGUUCUCCAUCGCGGAUGCGGAGAGCGACAAGAGCAUCUACCUAGACGUCGAUGGUGCCAUGUCGUACUCCAUGGUCUGGCUAAAUGGGCAAUUCGUCGGAGGUUGGCCGUAUGGUUACGCGUCGUGGCGAGUUGACCUGACACCGUACAUUGUCAAGGGUGAUAACGUCGUGGCUAUCCGGCUCGACAAUGCUCUUGAUAACUCGCGUUGGUACCCCGGUGCGGGUAUUUAUCGUAACGUGUGGCUUACAAAAGUGCACACCACGCACGUUGGCCAGACUGGGACAUACAUCACCUCGCGGCAGGUCUCGGCAACUUCGGCGACUGUCGACCUGGUCGUACAGGUUGAGAAUGCGGCGCCAAGCGGCACAGCUGAGGUGCAAGUGUCAACGGAUGUUCACUUAUACGAUGCAUCUACCGGGAAGACUGGUGACCAAGUAGCCGAGUUCCCAAAGGGUGUGGUCACUGUUGGUGCCAGCCAGGUCAAGUCAUCCAAUGCCACAGUUGUGCUGCAGAACCCACAGCUCUGGGGUCCUCCACCGUCACAAAAGCCGAAUCUCUACGUUGCCGUGACGCGUCUGUCACUCGGGGACGAAGUGAUCGAUCAAUACGAAACCCGCUUUGGCAUCCGCUCAAUCGAGUACAAAAAUGACGGUCUGCGCGUGAACGGCGAAAAGAUAUACCUCCACGGCCUGUGCCAACAUCACGAUCUCGGAUCCCUCGGCUCAGCAUUCAACAUCCAUGCCGCAGAGCGACAGCUGGAGAUGCUUCAAAACAUGGGCGCCAACGCCGUCCGAACAUCGCACAACCCACCAGCACCCGAACUGCUAGACCUGGCCGAUAAGCUGGGAAUCCUGAUCCUCGACGAGAUUUUCGACACCUGGAACAGUCACAAGACGCGCAACGACUUCCAGACCAUCUUUUCAGACUGGCGCGAGCCAGAUCUCCGCGCCUUUGUCCGCCGCGACCGCAAUCACCCGUCCAUCUUCGCUUGGAGCUUCGGCAACGAGGUCUCCGAGCAGGGCAGCGCCCAAGGGGCCAAUACGGCUCGUGAGCUCAAGGGCAUCAUCCACGAGGAAGACCCUACCCGCCAGACCACCGUGGCCAUGAACUCCGCGGGCCCUGACGCCGCAUUGUAUUCUGUCAUUGACCUCAUCGGCCUCAACUACCAGGGCGAGGGCUCCCGGCCCAACAACGCCAAGUUCCCGACUUUCCGGUCCAGGUUCCCAGAUAGGAUGCUCUACAGCACCGAGAGCGCGUCGGCCAUCAGCUCUCGCGGCCAGUACAUGUUCCCCGUCGACGCGAGCAACAAUGCCAAGGUCCAGGGCAACCGCGGUGGGAAUCCAGCCACGUCGCAGGUCAGCGCCUAUGACAUUUAUGCUGUGGACUGGGGCGCAAGCCCGGAUGGCGUGUUUGAGGCCCAGGACCGGUACCCGUAUGUUGCGGGCGAGUUUGUCUGGACUGGCUGGGAUUACAUCGGCGAGCCAACGCCUUACAACACGCGGAGUAGCUACUUCGGUAUCAUUGAUCUCGCUGGGUUUCCCAAAGACCGUUUCUACCUCUACCAAUCCCGCUGGAGGCCCGACCUACAAAUGGCGCACAUCUUACCACAUUGGAACUGGCCUGAUCGUGUCGGCAAAGUAACGCCUGUGCAUGUGUUUUCAGCGGGCUCCGAGGCUGAGCUCUUUCUGAACGGCAAGUCCCUCGGCCGCCAGAAGAAGAAGGACUACACCUAUAGGUUCCGUUGGGAUAAUGUCUCAUACGAGGCUGGUGAACUCCGGGUCGUCACAUACAAAGACGGCAAGGAGUGGGCGAAUGCGACAAUGCGCACAACGGGAAAUGCGGCGGGCGUGAAGCUCUCGACGUACAAGGACCGGACUACCAUCAAGGCUGAUGGUACGGACCUGUCUUUCAUCACGGCUACAGUUGUCGAUGACAAAGGAGAGUUUGUCGCCACAGCCACGGACAAUCUCACCUUUUCUGUCGAGGGACCUGGUGAGAUUGUAUCCACUGACAAUGGAGAUGCCACUGAUUACGUGGCGUUCCCUUCCAAGGAACGCAAAGCAUUCGCAGGUCUGGCGCUCGGUAUUGUGAAAGCUAAAGCAGGUGCUGCGGAGCCCAUCACGGUUAGGGUGGAGGGUAAAGGGCUAAAGGCUGGCGAGAUCACCAUCAAGCCGGAGUAG